GCCACAGUCCCUACUAUGUCAGCUGCAUUUCCUGGUGCCUUGCUGUAUCUUCCCAUGGCCCAGUCCAUGGCUGUUGGACCCUUAGGUUCCACAAUCCCCAUGGCCUAUUAUCCAGUUGGUCCCAUCUAUCCACCUGGCUCAGCAGUGCUGGUGGAAGGAGUAUAUACUGCAGGUGCCAGAUUUGGAGCUGGAGGUACUGCUGGCAACAUUCCUCCUCCACCCCCUGGAUGUCCUCCCAAUGCUGCUCAGCUUGCAGUCAUGCAGGGAGCCAACGUCCUUGUAACUCAGCGGAAAGGAAACUUCUUCAUGGGUGGCUCAGAUGGUGGUUACACCAUCUGGUGAGGAACCAAGGCCACCUCUGUGCCGGGAAAGACAUCACAUACCUU
Messenger RNA from Choloepus didactylus (southern two-toed sloth), 386 nucleotides. RefSeq names its product DAZ-associated protein 2-like. The record is from RefSeq and is a predicted model, not a curated record. Bases 16 to 342 code for a protein of 108 amino acids. NCBI's taxonomy places the organism in Eukaryota, Metazoa, Chordata, Mammalia, Pilosa, Megalonychidae. The transcript is spliced from 2 exons.